CCGCCCUCUCCCACUCCAAAAGAUCCAAAUUUUACACUGUUAUUGCAAAAUUUGCAAUUUGGAUCAAGCAGUACCCAAAUUCUCUUGAGAUUUUGAUCCAAAAAUUGGGGGUUUUUCACUUUUUUGUGAUCUCUGUGAAUGGCCCAGUUCACAAAAUCCGAUCUUUUUCGCCGGAAAUUGAUGGAUUCACCCCCACCAACAUCCACAAAUGGCUCAGGGGAGCACAGCAAAUCGAGCUCCGCCGCGAUGCCGAUAAUGGUUUCGAUCCUCGUCGUCGUGAUCUUCGGCACUUCGCUUUACUGUGUAUAUUGUUGGAGAUGGAGAAAACGCAAUGCGAUUCGCCGCGCUCAAAUCGACAGUUUGAGGCCUCUAUCCAAUUCAGAUUUGCCAUUAGUGGAUCUAGCAACAAUUCAAGCAGCUACCAACAAUUUUGCGAAGGAUAACAAGCUCGGAGAAGGAGGAUUUGGCCCUGUUUAUAGAGGUGUUUUGAGUGGUGGGGUGGAGAUCGCGGUGAAGCGGCUCUCGACGAAGUCGAGGCAGGGCACCGUCGAGUUCAGGAACGAGGUGGAGUUGAUCGCGAAGCUCCAGCACAGGAACCUGGUGAGGCUUCUUGGUUGCUGCGUUGAGAGAGAUGAGAAGCUCCUCAUCUAUGAGUACCUUCCUAAUAGAAGCCUCGACGCCUUCUUAUUCGGCGAGUCCGAUUCAAGCAAGCACGAUCAACUGGAUUGGAAGAGAAGGCACCCUAUUAUCAUGGGGAUCGCUCGCGGCCUUCUCUACCUCCAUGAGGAUUCUGUGCCGAAAGUGAUUCAUAGGGACUUGAAAGCUAGUAACGUGUUGCUGGACAACAAGAUGAACCCAAAGAUCUCAGACUUUGGCAUGGCGAAGAUCUUCGAAGGGGAAGAUAAUGAAGUGAAUAUCGGAAGAGUGGUCGGAACAUUUGGAUAUGUGGCUCCGGAGUAUGCGAUGGAAGGCAUUUUCUCCGUUAAAUCAGACGUUUUUAGUUUCGGAGUUCUGCUUCUAGAGAUUCUGAGUGGGCAGAGAAAUGGAGCUUCUUAUUUUCAGCAACAUGGCCAGACCUUACUCCGAAAGGCUUGGAAAUUGUGGAUUGAAGAUAGAGCAACAGAGUUCGUCGACCCAUUGCUCGGAGAUUCGUACUCGACGACCGAAGCAUGGCGGUGCUUCCACGUGGGGCUGCUAUGCGUGCAGGAAAACCCCGACGACCGGCCAACGAUGUCGAACGUGGUCCUCAUGUUGAUAAGCGAGCAAAUGCAGCUCCCCAUGCCUACCGAACCGCCGAGUUUCGCCGACCGGCCUGCAGCCUCCGGGUCAGACCUGUCGUCGACCACGAAGACCAAUUCGACGAAAACAAGGUCUGUGAAUGAGGUCACAAUCACCCUCAUUGAACCUAGGUAGCCAAGGAGUGAUUUUGUAGUUGUUCUUUUUUUUUCUUUUUCUUUUUUGAAGCAUGAUUGGUGUGUUUAUUUAAUUCUCUUGCUCAUAUUGGGUGAUCA
This is a messenger RNA of Ananas comosus (pineapple), 1511 nucleotides long. RefSeq names its product putative receptor-like protein kinase At4g00960. NCBI's taxonomy places the organism in Eukaryota, Viridiplantae, Streptophyta, Magnoliopsida, Poales, Bromeliaceae. The transcript is spliced from 7 exons. Gene Ontology annotation, molecular function: protein kinase activity; ATP binding. The record is from RefSeq and is a predicted model, not a curated record. The coding region runs from base 139 to 1413 and encodes 424 amino acids. Gene Ontology annotation, biological process: protein phosphorylation.